Molecule: messenger RNA, 3440 nt
Organism: Prunus persica (peach)
Lineage: Eukaryota; Viridiplantae; Streptophyta; Magnoliopsida; Rosales; Rosaceae
Product: putative disease resistance RPP13-like protein 1
Exons: 4
Coding region: 228-3011 (927 amino acids)
Source: RefSeq, a predicted model, not a curated record
UUCUGUUUUUCAAACACAGUUGUCUUGCCCCACUUCUGCCAGUGUGGCUCCCACCCACCCCAUACGAGUAAUUUGAAGAAGUCCACCAACAACUUCUCAAAAGCUCUUGCGUCCAACUUUGCCGAACCCAUCCCCAUGCGAGGCCGUAGAAAAGUUUUCAGCCACAGAAAAAGAAGGAACAGUACUUGAAAGAGGGGUUUACCAAGUCUGCAGAGAAGAUAAAAGACAUGGCUUUGAUCGGAGAGGCUUUUAUCUCUGCUUCCGUCCAGGUGUUGUGCAACAGAAUUACUUCACCCGAGUUCGUUGACUUAUUUCGGCACAAGAAACUCGAUGAGCCACUCCUCAUGAAGCUGAAGACGACACUGUUGACCAUAUACGCAGUUGUGGAUGACGCAGAGGAGAAGCAAAUUAAGAAACCUGCUGUGAGGGAUUGGCUCGACGAGGUCAAACAUGCUGUCUUUGAUGCAGAAGACUUACUGGAUGAGAUCGACACGGAAGCUUUACGAUGCAAGUUCGAAGGUGAAGAUCAAACCGGAAAAUUUACCAACAAGGGGUUUUGCCUUAGGCUCGAAGGUGGGGUAUCUCGUGAAGUUAAAAGAGCUCGUCAUUUGUCAUAUGCUAGGGGAAAAUUUGAUGCUGCUCCAAGAUUUGAACCAUUAUAUGAGGCUACAUGUUUGCGGACCUUCCUACCUACCUCUUUAAAUCCAUAUAGACAUGAAAGAUUUUUUGUAAGUAAAAAAGUUCUACAAGAUUUGUUGCCAUCACUAAGAUGUUUGCGGGUGUUAUCAUUGUCACAUUAUCAGAAUGUGACUGAGUUACCUGAUUCCAUUGCAAACCUCAUUCACUUGCGCUACUUGGAUCUUUCCCAUACCGCAAUUGAAAGGUUACCGAGGGUAGUUUGCAAUCUCUACAACUUGCAAACAUUACUAUUGUCAAAUUGUUACUCUCUCUUUGAAUUGCCUGCAGACAUUAGAAAAUUGAUUAAUUUACAGAAAUUGACGUUGGGAGGUUGUAGCUCUCUUAUGAAAUUGCCUGCAGGCAUGAAGGAGUUGAUUAAUUUGCAUCACCUUGAUGUCAAUGGAACUAAAAUUGAAGAGAUGCCGGUGCAAAUGGGUAGACUGAAAAGUUUGAGAACAUUGACUGCGUUUGUUGUGGGCAAAUCUACUGGGUCAGGCAUAAGAGAACUGAGGGAGUUCCCGCAGCUUCGCGGAAAACUAUCAAUUUUGAAGCUACAAAAUGUAGUUGAUGCGAGGGAUGCAUUGCAAGCCAAUAUGAAGCACAAGAAAGAUCUCAAGGAGUUAGAGUUUUCAUGGGGUGCAGAGGAUGCUAAUGAUUCCCAAAAGGAGAAAGAUGUACUCAACAAGCUCCAGCCUUGUGUGAAUUUGGAGAAAUUAACCAUCAGAUUCUAUGGUGGAACUAAUUUUCCGAAUUGGUUAGGAGACUUGUCUUUUUCUAACAUACAAGUCGUGCAUCUCAGUGACUGUAGUUAUUGUUGGUCGCUCCCACCAGUUGGGCGGCUACCGGCACUCAAAGAGCUCUGUAUAGAAAGAAUGAAGUUUGUGAAGACGAUUGGCGUUGAAUUCUAUGGUAGAAAUGGAGCUUAUCUGACUCAGCCAUUUCAAUCUCUGGAGAAGCUGAAGUUUAGGGAGAUGCCAGAGUGGGAGGAAUGGGUACCAAGUGGAAGUGCAAGUGGAGGUGAAUAUGGUCCAGACUUUCCUCGUCUCCAGGAACUGAUUCUAAACAAUUGUCCGAAACUGAGAGGUAGUUUGCCUUGUGAGCUGCCUUGGUUAAAGAAGCUUAUGGUGUCUCGGUGUGAGGUUUUGCAUGAUGGAAUGGCCACUACCACAACUACCAAUAGUCUUAACUAUAAAUCUCUUGAAGAAUUGAAAAUAGAAGACAAAGCUCUGUUAUCAUUAUUAGAGACAAAGCUCCUGUCUCGACUUGAGAUUGAAAAUGUUGUUGACGUACAGUGCUUGUCCUACUACAAUCGUCUUCAAAGUUUGACUCUUUCGAAUUGUCCAACGCUGUCGUCGUUUCCUAAAGAUGGCCUACCCAGUACGUUGACUUCGCUUAAUAUAAACAAUUGUAGGAAAUUAGAAUUCCUACCUCAUGAGAUGUUGGCCAAAUUAACAUCGCUUGAGACUUUGCGUAUAUAUCAAAGCUGUGAUUCAAUGAGGUCCUUCCCGUUGGGCAGUUUUCCCAAAUUGACGGCGCUUAGCAUUUGGGAUUGUGAGAAUCUGGAAUCCCUUUCCAUGAUUGAAGAAGAAGGAGCUGUUGAGAAUCUCAGCCAUCUCAAUUACUUGCAAAUCUAUAAAUGUCCAAAAAUGGUGUGUUUUCACGAGGGAGAAUUGCCCACUCCCAACCUGCGUGGCUUUGAAGUCGGUGAAUGCGAGAAUUUGAAGUCAUUGCCCAAACGCCUUCACACCCUCACAGCCUUUCGAUCUUUGCAUAUACAGAGUCUUCGGAAUCUGGAGUCAUUUGCAGAAGAUGGGGGUUUGCCUCCCAACCUCCGAUAUUUUGGGAUUGUGAAUUGUGAGAGACUGAGGGAUUCAUCAGUGGGAGAGUACUGGGGUUUGCAAGCACUUGUCUCCCUUGAAAAACUUCUUAUCAGUGGAAGUGACCAUGUCUUGGAGACGUUGCUCAAAGAACAGGUGCUCCCUACCACUCUUCACACUCUCCGCAUCUAUUCUCUAUCAACUCUGAAAUCUUUGGACGGAAAAGGUCUUGGACACCUCACUUCUCUUCAAGUGCUAGAAAUUGACAGCUGUCCAAGUCUGGAACUCCUGCCAGGAGAGGAACUUCAACACCUCACUUCUCUUCAAAAUCUAUACAUUUGGAACUGUCCCAGUCUCCAAUGCCUGCCAGAAGAAGGUUUGCCGCCAUCUCUUUCUUAUCUGCGUAUCCUCUUUUGUCCUGCUCUAGAAAAAAGGUAUAAGAAUAAGACGGGACAAGAUUGGGCCAAGAUAUCUCACAUUCCUUGCAUCGAGAUAGGCAACGAAGUGAUCAUAUAAUGUGAGGUAUUCCAUUUUACACUCUCAAAUCAAAGUCAGAGUUACUUCAGCCGAGUUCAUCGACUUAUUUCGGCAGAAGAAACUCGACGAACCACUCCUCGUGAACCUGAAGACGACACUGUUGACUUUGUUGGCGGUGCUCCAUGAUGCAGAGGAGAAGCAAAUUGUGAACCCUGCUGUGAGAGAGUGGCUUAACGAGCUCAAGCAUGCUGUCUUUGAUGCAGAGGACUUACUGGAUGAGAUUGACACUAAAGCUUUGCGAUGCAAGCUGGAAGGUGAGGAUCAAACCCACAAACUAACCAACAAGGAUCUUUUUCAUUGAAUUAUGUAAUCAAUUAUUCUCUUAUUGUUUUCGCACUGUUAAAGGAGUCAGCCACACAGAAUAAGAAACUAUGGAUGGGAGCAAUCUUAUUUCAUACUAAUUUAAAA